UUUCUCUCCUCCCCUUUUCGUUCCUCUCUUUCUACCUUCUUGCACUCUUGCUCAGAAAAAUAAUCCAUGGAGGCUCUCAGACUAGAAGCUCGAGCAUUAGGGUCCCUCUCAGGGGGUUCCACCCCGCUCAAGGCCCUUCUCCCUGGGGCAGAGGGCCUCGUCCUUCCCCCUGGAGAUCCAGAGCUGUGCCGGGAGCAUGGAGAGACGUUUACCUUGUUCUGUGUGGAUGACCUGGAGCCAGUGUGCAGUCAGUGCGGACUGACUGAGACCCACGAGGGGCACAGAGUCUACCCCAUAAAGGAGGCUGUACCUGACUGUAAGGGGGAGCUGAACUCUUCACUGGGGAAGCUGCUCGGGAAGAGCAGGAGGUUUGAGAAGGUUACGCGGAUCUUUGAACACGCCUCCCAACACAACCAGAGCCAUGCCCAGCAGACAGAGAGACAGAUAAAGGAGGAGUUUGAGAAGCUGCACCAGUUCCUGAGAGAGGAGGAGGAGGCCAGGCUAGCCAGGCUGAGGGAGGAAGAGGAGGAGAGGAAUAGAGUGAUGAAGGAGAAGAGAGAGAGAGUGGGAAAAGAGAUGAAGCUGCUGGCUAAAACCAUCCGAGAGAUCGAGGAAGAGAUGAAGGAAGACAGGGAUGACAUCGCCUUUCUGCAGAAUUACCAGGAGACAGUAAAGAGGACGUGGCAGAGUCAUGGCGAGCCAGAGGAGGUGUGUGGUCCUCUGAUAGACGUAUCUAAACACCUGACCAACCUCCGUUACUCCGUCUGGAACGACAUGCUGUACAUAACCCCUUACACUCCAGUAACCCUGGACCCGACCACGUCCUGCCCAUCUCUGGUCCUCUCCCCUGGACUAACCUCUGUCCAGCUGGGAAAGGAGAGGAUCCAGAUCCAGCCUGCUAACCCGGAGAGAUUUGACCCGAUCGACUGCGCUCUGGGCUGGGAAGGAUUCAGUGCCGGCACCCACUGCUGGACCGUGGAGGUUGGAGAGAGCAGCAACUGGACAGUUGGUGUGGCCAGCCAAUCGGUGCGUAGGAGGGAGGAGUUUGAGGCGUGUCCGGAGGAGGGGCUAUGGACCCUCAGCCUACGGAAUGGGACUUACCGUGCCAUGACCACACCCUGUACCACCCUCCCUCUGGACUGGUCCCGCCCCUUUCACAGGAUCAAGGUGUUUCUGGACUGGGAGGAGGGUCAGGUGGAAUUCUGGGAUGCGAUGAGGGACAAACUCCUGUUCACCUUCACGCACCGCUUCACAGAGACGCUGUAUCCGUACUUCCAGAGCAGCUGUUCUAAGUGCUGGCUAGUGGUGUUACCCCAGAGAGUGUGUGUGGAGGUAGAGCUAGAUCCUAUCCCUGGGGAUGACGAUGGAGACCAGAUCCCACACGACGGAUCAUACAAUGAGGGAGAGGAUACCGAGACUAGAUCCACUGACGACAGCAAGCUGACAGGAACCGGAUCCCCUGUCGAAGCCCAGAUCCCAAUGACCGGAUCUCCCAAGAUCUCAACCACUGACCAGAACCAAGAGACAAGAUCCCCUGACAAAACGUCAAACACCGGAUCCGCUCAAAGGAUGGGCCGGAUCCCAAAGACUAAAUCCACCGGAAAGGGAAAGAUCCCACAGACUGGAUCCGCUGUUCAGAAGCAGAUCAAAAACACCAGAUCCAAUGGAAGCUACCACAUCACGAAGGAUAGGCCGCUAGUCCAGGUCAGGAGGACAGGAUCCACUGAGAGAUCCACUGAGGGAUCCACUGAGUGAUCCACUGAGAGAUCCACUGAGUGAUCCACUGAGAGAUCCACUGAGGGAUCCACUGAGAGAUCCACUGAGAGAUCCACUGAGGGAUCCACUGAGUGAUCCACUGAGAGAUCCACUGAGAUAUCCAUAAGCAACAACACAGAGAUCAAGUUGCCCUGCAGCUCAGCCCAGAUCAUCCAACACACAAGAGAUCACCCAACACAGACUAGAUCCCCUACCUCCACAGACUAGAUCCCCUACCUCCACAGACUAGAUCUCCUACCCCCACAGACUAGAUCUCCUACCUCCACAGACUAGAUCUCCUACCUCCACAGACUAGAUCCCCUACCUCCACAGACCAGAUCUCCUACCUCCAUAUAUUUGAUCUCCUACCUCCACAGACUAGAUCUCAUAGAUGCUGUCAUUGACUAGAUCACCUAACACUCUAUAUUUUAGAUCUCUUACAAGCAUUUAUGUGUAAUGUUGUAAUACACAGUGUAUUAUAGUAGAGGUAAUGUUGUAAUACACAGUGUAUUAUAGUGGAGGUAAUGUUGUAAUACACAGUGUAUCAUAGUGGAGGUAAUGUUGUAAUACACAGUGUAUUAUAGUGGAGGUAAUGUUGUAAUACACAGUGUAUUAUAGUGGAGGUAAUGUUGUAAUACACAGUGUAUUAUAGUGGAGGUAAUGUUGUAAUACACAGUGUAUUAUAGUGGAGGUAAUGUUGUAAUGCACAGUGUAUUAUAGUAGUGGUACUGUUGUAAUACACAGUGUAUUAUAGUGGAGGUAAUGUUGUAAUGCACAGUGUAUUAUAGUGGAGGUAAUGUUGUAAUACACAGUGUAUUAUAGUGGAGGUAAUGUUGUAAUACACAGUGUAUUAUAGUGGAGGUAAUGUUGUAAUACACAGUGUAUUAUAGUGGGGGUAAUGUUGUAAUACACAGUGUAUUAUAGUGGAGGUAAUGUUGUAAUACACAGUGUAUUAUAGUGGAGGUAAUGUUGUAAUACACAGUGUAUUAUAGUGGAGGUAAUGUUGUAAUACACAGUGUAUUAUAGUGGAGGUAAUGUUGUAAUACACAGUGUAUCAUAGUGGAGGUAAUGUUGUAAUACACAGUGUAUUAUAGUGGAGGUAAUGAAGCAUCUGUUCUCCCAGUGUAAUGUGUUUUGAAUAAAGAACAAAUAAAGAA
Oncorhynchus keta (chum salmon) is the source of this 2912-nucleotide messenger RNA. Its product is annotated as E3 ubiquitin-protein ligase TRIM35-like. Gene Ontology annotation, molecular function: zinc ion binding; protein binding. The coding region runs from base 67 to 1755 and encodes 562 amino acids. Lineage: Eukaryota; Metazoa; Chordata; Actinopteri; Salmoniformes; Salmonidae. The record is from RefSeq and is a predicted model, not a curated record. The transcript is spliced from 10 exons.